CUUUUUAAUGUGAACAUUGGCGGGUUUGUGAACGCGGUUGGCGCCACAGCAACACAAUUCAGGCGCUGCUGUCAGUGAUAGACACACACACUCGCUGUCCAACAUCACAUUAAAUAUCUUUCUUUACCGUCGAAUAAACUGCGCAGACAUGGCCAAUCUGACAGAGGGAGCGAUAGAGGCUCUAUCAAGUGGUAAUAAUGUCAGUGAGCCGGUGCUGCAGUUGGUGAACAUCCGUAAAAUUGAUGGGGGGAACGGUCCAGUCCGCUUCCGGCUGAUGAUGAGUGAUGGGCUGCAUACAAUGUCCUCCUUCAUGCUCUCCACCCAGCUGAACCCCAUGGCUGAGAAUAACAGACUGGCCCCAAACUGCGUCUGUCAGCUUAAGAAGAAUGUGACCAAUGUGCUGAAGGAUGGACGACGGGUGGUUGUCAUUCUGGACAUGGACGUUAUUAUGUCUGCUGAGGACGUUGGUGGGAGGAUUGGAGAGCCCACUCCUUACACUGACGGUGAUGCUUCAAAACACAGUCAGACUAAAGCCCCUCAGUCGGCCCCCAACCCUCCAGUCCGUCCCCUGCAGCAGCACAAUGGAAAUGACGUGAACAGAGGUUUCAAUAGAGACUUUGGGAAGAAGGCUCCACCUGCUCUGCCUGCAACCCCUGGUGGCGGCUCCAAAGUCGUGCCCAUUGCCAGCCUCAAUCCCUACCAGUCAAAGUGGACCAUCCGUGCCCGUGUCACCAACAAGAGUAGCAUUCGUACGUGGAGCAACUCUCGUGGUGAUGGCAAACUCUUCUCCAUGGAGAUUGUCGACGAGAGUGGCGAGAUAAGAGUCACUGGUUUUAACCAGGAGGUGGACAAGUUCUACAGCCUUAUCGAGACCGGCAAGGUGUUCUAUAUCUCCAAAGGCUCUCUGAAGAUCGCCAACAAGCAGUACUCAUCUUUGAAGAAUGACUACGAGAUGACACUCAACGGAGAGUCCACCAUAAUCCCCUGUGAAGACAGCAGUGAUGUCCCCAUGGUGCAGUGUGACUUUGUCUCCAUUGCUGACCUUGAGGCCAGAGACAAGGAUGCCAUCGUGGAUGUGAUUGGAGUCUGCAAGAGUGUGGAUGAAGUGACCCGCCUCACCACCAAGUCCAGCCGUGAAGUGUCCAAAAGGACCCUCAGUCUGAUGGACAUGUCUGGGAAAGUGGUGAACGUCACACUGUGGGGGGAGGAGGCAGAAAAUUUUGAUGGCUCUGGACAACCCAUUGUAGCGAUUAAGGGGGCCAAGCUGUCUGACUUUGGAGGCCGAUCCCUCUCUGCAUCUUUCAGCAGCACUCUGAUGAUCAACCCAGACAUCCCCGAGGCAUAUAAGCUCAGAGGCUGGUAUGACAAUGAGGGACACGCCAUAGACGGAGAGUCUCUGACUGAGGUGAGAGGUAGCGGUGGAGCAAACACCAACUGGAAGACUCUGGCUGACGUGAAGACUGAGCACCUGGGACAUGGAGACAAGGCCGACUACUUCAGCUGCACUGCUACUGUAGUGUACCUGCGCAAGGAGAACUGCCUUUACCAGGCCUGCCCCAGCCAAGACUGCAAUAAAAAGGUGGUAGACCAGCAGAAUGGCAUGUUCCGCUGUGAGAAGUGCGACAAAGAGUUUCCUAACUUCAAGUACCGGCUCAUCCUCUCUGCAAAUAUUGCAGAUUAUGGGGACAACCAGUGGGUGACAUGUUUCCAGGAGAGCGCGGAGGCCAUUCUGGGCCAAAAUGCUGCUUACCUGGGUCAGCUCAAGGAAUCGAAUGAAUCUGCCUUUGACGAGAUCUUCCAGCAAGCCAACUUCAAUACUUUUGUCUUCCGCAACAGAGUGAAGCUAGAAACGUACAACGACGAAUCCAGGAUUAAAGCUACAGUGAUGGAUGUGAAGCCUGUUGACCAUAAGGAGUACAGCAAGAGGUUGAUCAUGAACAUCAAGAAACUGGCGGCCCAGUAGGAGCCCGUGGUCUGUGCCAAAUGCUUUGGCUGUGCUUGCUUUCCCAUUUUUUCCUUUGUUUCUAUACAACCAACUAAUAGCUCUAGUUUUGUUUCCAAUUUUUGCCCAUGAAGUGUUGUUCUUUUCUUUCCCUAUGAGUUAAUCUGAAGCCUCUGAGAACUAAUGGAACAGUUUUGGCUGUUUGCUACCUUUUUAUUUAUGGAAUCGUGAUUGGUUGGACAAAUCUUUGGAAGCUGCUGGCUUUUUUGCUGAUGAAUGAAACAGUCAGGGAUUGUUUUAGAUGUUGGAAAUAAACAGGGAGUGGGUCAGUUAAAGCAGGAGAGACAUAAUCACUGUGUCUGUCUUAAGUUAGACAGUUAUUCCAUAUAUUGUAGUUAUGCGGGGGUGUAGACUGCUUUAAGCAGAGGGCCAGCACUGUAGCUAGCACUCUUUUCACUCUGACACACAGUCAGAAUGGCUGGGCUGGACCUGCACAUUCCUGAUAAGACCAUUUAUUCUACUCUCCCACUCGUUUUCACUCCCUCUUUCACACAAGCAAACACAAGCACACGUACACAAAUGUACAGAGGUAGACCUAGUGGGAAACUGUACUGCGCUGUAUUUAUGUAGAUACAAGGUGUUGUCCAUAUAUUCUGUACCUCUUUUUUUGAAUGAUUUGUAGUUGCCUUUUUUGGGGACAAUUAAGAGCAAGAAUAAAAAUGUUUAUACUCAAAA
Molecule: messenger RNA, 2677 nt
Organism: Myripristis murdjan (pinecone soldierfish)
Lineage: Eukaryota; Metazoa; Chordata; Actinopteri; Holocentriformes; Holocentridae
Gene: rpa1
Product: replication protein A1
Exons: 17
Coding region: 149-1963 (604 amino acids)
Biological process (GO): DNA repair; DNA recombination; DNA replication
Cellular component (GO): nucleus
Molecular function (GO): DNA binding
Source: RefSeq, a predicted model, not a curated record